UCGACACUCUUGGCUUCUGCUUCUCUCUAUUUCUUCACUACCAAAUUAACGGUGGUGCCAUGGGCAGACAACCCUGUUGUGACAAGCUGGGCGUCAAGAAGGGGCCGUGGACGGCGGAGGAGGACAGGAAACUUGUCAAUUUUAUCCUCACACAUGGCCACUGUUGCUGGCGUGCCGUCCCUAAGCUUGCUGGCCUCCGCCGGUGUGGCAAGAGCUGCCGCCUUCGCUGGACUAACUACCUCCGCCCCGACUUGAAACGGGGCCUCCUCAACGAGGCUGAGGAGCAGCUUAUUAUCGAACUCCAUGCGCGUCUUGGCAAUAAGUGGUCGAAAAUUGCGGCCAAAUUACCCGGGAGAACAGAUAAUGAGAUCAAGAAUCACUGGAACACGCACAUAAAGAAGAAGCUUACUAAGAUGGGUAUUGAUCCGGUUACCCACCAGCCACUCCAGAAACCUCCAGUUGCGGCGGCCACUUCACAGGAGGAAGCGGCAGAACCUAGUUCUGACGCUCAUGAAAAUGAUCAUGGUCGUCAAAGAUUUUAUUCCGGCAGUGAUCACCGGCAGCAAGAUCCGCCACUAAAAGACCCUGCCCUGGUGGACAAUUCUUCCAUAGAUAUGGAAGUAAAGUCGUCAGUAAAAGAUGAUUUGGCAACGAAUGUCUUUUGGGCAGAGGGUUUUGUCAACGAAAACUGGCCGCCUUGGGACUUUCUAGACGCUGUGGAAGGGUAUGGUGAGUUUGGAGUGUCUUCAACAUCAUCGGAGAACUCUUCAUGGUUGUUGGACUAUCAGACUUUCAGUGAGGACAUUGGUUUUGGCGACGGUUUCAUGAAUGAAGUUGACAUGAAUGUCAAGGACUAGGUAUGGGUGGAAGGUGAUAGACUAAUGGCAUAUUGUAAAGAUUUGUCACUACUUAGUCGUGUAAAUGAACCAAGAUGGAGAGCAAAUUUUCCAGUUGACUUGUAAAAAG
Molecule: messenger RNA, 966 nt
Organism: Rubroshorea leprosula
Lineage: Eukaryota; Viridiplantae; Streptophyta; Magnoliopsida; Malvales; Dipterocarpaceae
Source: the annotation of a GenBank genome assembly